Meloidogyne enterolobii is the source of this 588-nucleotide messenger RNA. The record is from the annotation of a GenBank genome assembly. Lineage: Eukaryota; Metazoa; Nematoda; Chromadorea; Rhabditida; Meloidogynidae.
AUGAGAAGAAUAACAAUUAUUUUAAUUAAUUUUGUUUUAUUUUUUAUUUCUUUAUUUUUAUUUUCUUUAUUAAUAAAUGCUGAAUUGAGUAAAAAUAACGAAAAAAUUUCUUGGAUUGUUGGUAAAUGGCGUUCAGAAUUUUCUGGGAAAGUUGUUUGGCCAAGUAUUCCGACAAUGACUUUUGGAGAAGAAUUAAAUAUACAAGAGGCUCCAAUGGCUGGAACUUCCGGGGUGCAAUUCCUUAAUUGGAGUGCUCGUGCUUGGUCACAUUCCACAAAAGACCAUUUCCACGAUGAAUGGGGAUUUAUUACAGUAGAACCAAAUGGGAAUGCAACUUUAAUGACGGCAGGGAAUAACGGAUUUACUACUUAUGAAGUUGGGGAAGUGACUAGAAAUAAAAUGAUUUUAACAUUAAAAGAUAUUGGAAGGAUUUCAUUUUCGAGGGAUUUGCCUGUAGAAGAUCUUCGGAGAACUUUUAUUAAACAUGAUGAUACUUAUAUGGAACAAAUUUUGGAAAUGAGAACAGCAACUCACCCAAGACUAGGAUAUUUAGAACAUACAAGAGUUGUUUAUACAAAAAUUGUUUAG